CACGCCUGAAAGGCUGUGAUAGGUACACUACACGAGGAAGGACGGAGAUGGAUGAAGAGGAGCACGAGGUUUACGGUGGAGAGAUCCCGGUCGAAGAGGGUGAUGUUGACAUGACUGCCGCCGAUGACGACGCCAUCAAGGAGCUGGACGAGAUGAAGAAGCGACUGAAGGAGAUGGAGGAGGAAGCAGCUGCUCUUCGCGAGAUGCAGGCCAAGGUAGAAAAGGAAAUGGGCGCUGUUCAAGAUCCUGCCGGUGCGGUUGUAAGUCAAGAAAGCAAGGAGGAGACAGAUUCGCGAUCCGUGUUUGUUGGCAACGUUGAUUAUGCAUGUACACCUGAAGAAGUGCAGCAGCAUUUCCAAUCUUGUGGUACUGUCAACAGGGUUACCAUUCUUACAGAUAAAUUUGGUCAACCCAAGGGCUUCGCUUAUGUGGAGUUCCUUGAAGCCGAGGCUGUUCAGGAGGCCCUCCUUUUAAACGAGUCAGAGUUGCAUGGAAGACAAUUGAAGGUUCAACAAAAGCGGACUAAUAUUCCUGGGAUGAAGCAGUAUUUUCCUCAGCGUUACAAUCCUUACAUGGGUUAUCGAUCCAGGAGGCCUUAUGUACCCCCGUAUUUCUACUCACCAUAUGGAUAUGGGAAGACUCCCCGUUACCGAAGGCCCAUGCGAUACAUGCCAUACUACUAAGGAGGGCUUUGCCCAUAACUAGACUGCCAUAUGAAUCUAUAUUUAUGACUUCACUUCAAGAGCCUAUAGAACUAUGGACUUGAUUAUCUUUAGCCAUUCGAUGUCGAACUAUAUCAAUGAUCUAAUGUAUGAUAUACGGUAAUAUCCAAACUUUUUGUAUGAUGAUUUGGCUAUGAUAUCCAAACUUUUUAGCAACUAA
Cucurbita pepo subsp. pepo (vegetable marrow) is the source of this 882-nucleotide messenger RNA. Its product is annotated as polyadenylate-binding protein 3-like. The record is from RefSeq and is a predicted model, not a curated record. Gene Ontology annotation, molecular function: poly(A) binding. NCBI's taxonomy places the organism in Eukaryota, Viridiplantae, Streptophyta, Magnoliopsida, Cucurbitales, Cucurbitaceae.